AAACUUGGUUUGCUACCAACCAGCACACUGAACAACAUGGCCGCUCCUCGAAUACUUGGUGUUCAAUUGGAUGGCGAUGAGAUUAAUAUCGACCUUGAUGAUCUUGAUGACGAUCCUGAGGAAGUCUAUGUCGUUCUCACGGACUCCAAAUCCGCCGCCUGGAUGUGGAGAACGGUCGCGAUCGAGUACUGGGAGAAGGGGAACAUGGCGCGUGUAGAGGACACUAUUCGGAGAGCCAUUUCUGUGUACGAAAGGCAAGGCAGGGAUGGUCAUGAAAACUGGCAGGCAAUGCAGCCGCUACUUGCCAACUUUCUCCUCGCAAAAGCAAGAGAUGCACCUAAGCUUAUUUUGCGCACCGCGCAGGAAGACAAACUCGAUUCUAAGGUUCAGGAGAAAUCCGUCUAUAUCAAUGAAGCUGCGACAAGCAUGGCACGAAUGGACAGUGUUGUUCCCAAGCUGUCAGUUGUUCAGCUGCUGUCAAAAGCUGUUUCCCAGCUCGCGGAAAACGCGAUUGACGCGGCUGGGCGUACCUUCGAUGAGAUCCUCCAACAACAACAAAACAACUCUGUCGCUCUCAUGGGGAAGGGCCGCAUACAGUACGCUCGCCGGAACUAUCGCGACGCUCUUAAAAGCUUCCAAGAAGCGCUCAAAUACGCACCGGAUUUGCUCCCCGAUCCGCGUGUUGGCAUCGGUCUGUGUGCCUGGUCGCUGGGCGAUCAGGAUCGUGCAAGACGCGCGUGGCAGCGAUCGUUGGAAGUUCACCCCGACCUCCCUGCGCCACAGAUUCUCAUUUGCCUCAGUCUGCUCAACGAUGCGAAAGACAAGCGCCGAGAUCAGAGAGAGCGCUCACGAGCGUAUAGUCAAGGUAUCAAGGGCUUGGCUGCUCUCUUUAGAGACAGGGGGAAGCAUUGCGCUAUUGUAGCGGACGCGCUUAGUGCGUACUUCAUGGAGAGGAAGGAGUGGGAUAAAGUGCGUGCUCAAUAUGACCUGAUACAUCUUCUGACGAGCGUUUUUCAGGCCGUCAAAGCUGCAGAACGAACGAUUCAAUUCGCUGAUCUGCGAUCCGUAGUGUCAGACGGCUACAUGCGUCUCGGCCGUAUCGCACAUCUCCGAGGCGACUUGCCGCAGGCGGUUGAGCAGUAUGGGAUAUCGGUUGAUCGGAACGAAAAAAACCAGCUGGCCAGGACUGGACUGGGCCAGGUUCACAUACUCACCAACGAGAUACCCGCCGCAAUCCACGAUUAUGAACUCUUGCUAUCCGAUAAUCAAAAUCUCAUCGAAGCUCUUCUUCCUCUUGCCUCCCUGCAAGCGUCAGCCUGGCCAGGUGCAAGCCCGGUAGAGCAGGACGCGGGCAAGGUCCGCGCUCGCCAGCUGUACGAUCGAGCUGCGCGGAUCAUCAAGGGCAAGGAGGUUGAGACUGAGGGUAUGGAGGAUCCGGAGCUGUGGGUUGAAGUAGCCAAGCUGUGGCAAGCGGAGGACUCGAACAAAGCGCGCGAGGCAUAUGCUCGUGCUGUCGAACUCGCGCGAGAGACUGCAGAUCCGGAAAAGGGUGUCGACCCGAAGCUACUUAAUGCACUUGCGGUCAUCAGACAUAUCCACGGUGGCGAGACUGGUCGUACAGAGGCCAGAGACCUGUACCAGGAAGCGUUGGUUGGCGCAACAAAGGCGGAAGAAGGUCCGGAAAACGAGAUGGUGCAAACCGCUACACUGUAUAACCUCGCUCGUUGUUGGGAGGCGUUGGGCGAGCAGACUCAAGCCCAAGAGGCGUACCAGAAGUUGUUGAGCAGACAUCCAGAAUAUGUCGAUGCAAAAGCGCGCCUUGCGCACGUUUACCAACAGCAAGGUCGUAUCGAUGAGGCACAUGGGCUGCUCAAGGAUGCCCUAGAAUCUCAGACAGACAAUCUCGACCUGCGAUCGUAUUACACCUACUUCCUCGCCUCGCACAAGCAGUCCCGUCAAUCCUCUAAAUUUGCCCAACUUACUCUGUCCAAUUACGACAAGCACGAUGUUUACGCACUCUCUGCUGUCGCCGCCGAUUUGUACUCUGCUGCGAGAGAGAACAGGGACACUGGAAGCGAGGCGAUCAAAGUCCGGCGGAAACAUUUCCAGAAUUGUGCGCAAGCGUACGACAAAGUGCUCAGCCUCGACCCCAAUUGUGCUUACGCCGCCAUGGGGUUGGCAAUCAUGAUCGCAGAGGAUGCACUGGGCGGCCUGGCAGGUGCACCCGUGCCUGGAGCGGACGAGGCACGUGAGAGGGAACGGAAUGCUGCUGAGGCGCUGGGCGUGUUUGGUCGGGUGAGGGAGAGCAUCAAUAACGGCAGCGUGUUUGUGAACAUGGGGCAUUGUUAUUACACACUGGAACAGUUCCAAAAGGCGAUUGAGAGUUACGAGCUUGCUUCACGCUUCUAUAACGGGAAGGACUUUGCGGUUCUGCUCCACUUGUGCCGUGCCUGGUACGCAAAAGCAAACCUGGAGCAGAACCGUGAGGGCAUGGAGACGGCGCUAGACUACGCGAAGAAGGCUCUCGCCCUCGCGCCUGAAGAUAAGGCGACGGUAUACGACAUUGCUGUUAUCCAGCAGAAGUUUGCCGAGCUCUUGUUCUCCCUGCCGCCGGACAGGCGAACGCUGGAAAAGCUGCAGGAGGCGAUUGACCAGGCUCAGGAGGCACAGGGGACGUUUGCGGCGCUGGUGGAGGACAAAUCCACUGUCAUGCCUUUUGCGAGGGAUUUGCCAGAUCAGAGGAGACGGUAUGGAGAGACGGUGCUGAGGAAGAGUGGGGAGCAUGUAGAGGCGCAGAAAGCGUAUGAGCAAGAGGUGGUGGCGAAGACCGAGGCUGCAAGGGCUAUGCGGGAGGAGGAGAGGAAGCGCAAGCAGGAGGAGGAGGACCUUCGGAUCGCUGAGAUCCAGAAGGCUGCUGCGGAGCUGAGCAAGCAGAGGAAACUGGCGAUGGAAGAAGUUCAAUUGUGGAACGCUGCAGUGAAGUUGGAGAGGGACGAGGAGGAGGAAGCCGACAAACUCAAGGCCCAGAAGGGUCGAAGACGGAAGCCCCAAAACGGGGCGAAUGGCUCUGGUGCGAAUAGCGAGACUGAGGCUGGGGAGGGGAGGAAGAGCAAGAAGUCCAAGAAAUCCAAACUGAGCCAGAGCCAGGCGGACGUGAGCGAGGAGGAUGACGCGCUGUUUACGGAUAACGAGGAUGCAGCGGAGCCGACAGCUGCAGGCGGCGAAGAGGACGAGCAUGUGCAUCCUGCCCCUCCCCAGGAAAAGCAUGUGCAUCCUGCUCCUCCCCAGGAAAAGCAGGUGUAUCCUGCCGAGGAAAAGCCGCGGCAGAAGAGGGUUGUGAGGGAAGAAGAAGACGUUGACGAGCCGUCGAGUAAGCGACGAAAGAAGAUCAAGAGCAAGGCGACCAUCUCCGAUUCUGACGAGGAGAUGAGCGAUUAGAAGAUGAAAUGGUUGCAGUUGUUGGGUAUU
Messenger RNA from Dacryopinax primogenitus, 3468 nucleotides. RefSeq names its product TPR-like protein. Bases 37 to 3438 code for a protein of 1133 amino acids. Gene Ontology annotation, biological process: regulation of DNA-templated transcription. NCBI's taxonomy places the organism in Eukaryota, Fungi, Basidiomycota, Dacrymycetes, Dacrymycetales, Dacrymycetaceae. The transcript has 6 exons. The record is from RefSeq and is a predicted model, not a curated record. Gene Ontology annotation, molecular function: RNA polymerase II complex binding. Gene Ontology annotation, cellular component: Cdc73/Paf1 complex.